AAACAUUACCCAAAGAUUAUAGUUUUUUUGGCUUUUAUAAGUACCGUUUACAACAGCCUGAUUUCGUAUGCUCGCUUAGAAAAGAGUCCUUAAACCUCAAGAAAGAUCUCAAAACAGCUGUAAAAAAUGAUUCAACAGAAAUCAAGACGGCCGCAAUCGAGUUAUUAAAAAUUUUCAAGGAACAUGUGGCUUGCCAAGUAUUGUCAACAGAAACAAUAGAGGCAACUCCAAUAACGAAGUUUUUUGACUAUUUUUUAAUUAUAUCUUUCAUUCCAAAUAUCAUAAGAUCUGUAAGAAGUGAAAAUGAGACAUUUGAAGAAGAGAAUUCUGAUGUUAUACCAGUUUUAUUAAUGGAAGUUUUCUUCAAAAUUCAACAACAAGAACGACAACAUACUAUGAAUGAGAAUAAACAAAAUGAUAGUGACUUUGAGGAUCAGAAUAAUGAUAAGAAUAUAAAAGAAACUAUUUAUAAAAUCAGCGGGCAACGACUAACAGAAGCAUUAAAGGCAGAAUAUAAAAAGAUAUAUAAUAAAAUGGACAAUGAAUUAAAAUAG
This is a messenger RNA of Cetraspora pellucida, 554 nucleotides long. NCBI's taxonomy places the organism in Eukaryota, Fungi, Glomeromycota, Glomeromycetes, Diversisporales, Gigasporaceae. The record is from the annotation of a GenBank genome assembly.